AUGGGCAAGGUCAAGUACAUCCUCCUCGACUGCGACAACACUCUCUGCUUGUCAGAGCGUCUCGCCUUCGAGGCUUGCACCGAUCUCACCAAUGAACUCCUCGAGAAGUACAACAUCUCCGAACGCUACACCGUCGAUGACCUCCUCGAAGCCUUCGUUGGCCAGAACUUCCGCGGCAUGAUGAAUGGACUGCAGAAGAAGCACAACUUCGAGAUGCCUGCAGACCAGCUUGAAGAAUACGUCGGCAAGGAGUUGGGUGCCGUCACUGCCAAACUCAAGGCCAAAUGCCAGCCGUGCCCUGGUGCACCUGAGGAGCUUGAGCGCUUGAAGCAGGCCGGCUAUCCCAUGUCUGUCGUCAGCACAUCAGCUAAACCCCGUGUCGUCGCCUCCCUCGAGAAGACCGGAAUCGACAAGUACUUCCCCAACGAGCACGUCUACAGCGCGGCCACUUCUCUUGACCCUCCUUCCAGCAAGCCCGAUCCAAAGAUCUACCUCUAUGCCUGCGAGCAACUCGGCGUCAAGCCAGAUGAGUGUGUUACUGUCGAGGACAGCAAGAGUGGUGCCACCGCCGCCAUGCGUGCCGGUAUUCCCUGCAUUGGCUAUGUCGGUGUCUACAAGUUGGAGGACGGCGAGGAGAAGAUGAAGCAGAUGGAGAAGACUCUCAGAGAGCAAUGCAACUGCGUCGAGAUCAUGUACGACUGGAAGGAGUUCCCAGAGCUCUUGAAGAAGGUCGAGGCUCGCUCCUAG
This is a messenger RNA of Cladophialophora yegresii CBS 114405, 747 nucleotides long. RefSeq lists its product as uncharacterized. The record is from RefSeq and is a predicted model, not a curated record. Bases 1 to 747 code for a protein of 248 amino acids. The transcript is spliced from 2 exons. Lineage: Eukaryota; Fungi; Ascomycota; Eurotiomycetes; Chaetothyriales; Herpotrichiellaceae.